UUGGCCAGUACGUGUUGGCAAGGUUUAGUCACACAAAAACGACGCAAUAUACUCAAUUUCAAAAGGAAUCGGAACAUUUUGUCCCAAUUUAAAAAGAAAUAUGAACUAUGGAUCCUAUCCAUGGGAUAUAUACAGGUGUUAGGUGACGUUGUUGGUGAAACCUAGGGGAUUUUCAGUCGGCGACUGGAAACAACCCAUCCGAAGAAAACCUAUCACUCCGUGCAUUGGUGUACAUUUUGCUGUACAUUUGUAGUACUUUGCAUACAGCACGACAGUCAAACAUGGCUGACAACAAAACAGGGGCGGCUGGUCGUUCCAGACAGAACAAUCCUGUUGAUCAGACGAGACGGUCUGAUCCCCAAUUCAAUGUAGACAAUGGGGUAAAUGAUAUGGGUAGUAAUGUACCUGCUGUAGAAAUAUUGCAGAAAAUGGGCAUUCCUGUCAACUUGAUGGUGAAUGCAAGCAUGAGCAAGAAAAAGAGUUCCUUCCAAAUCACAAGUGUCAGUGCGAUGAAGCAUUCGGAAAUGCAUGAAGGAGAUGCUGAUAGUAUGGACGAUUUGGAUGAAACGCACACUGAGGAUGUGAGCUCUGAAGUAUUGGAUUGCUCCAAGACGACGGACAUCGAACCAGAUCCAAGUUCGACAGAAGAAACGCCACCAAUGGCCAAUCUCGGUUUAGUUGUUGAAGCCAUCAAAGUCGACAAAGAAAGAAGUGAUACUACGUCUCGGUUCAAAGUUGUUAAAAUAGCUUCUAAGGAGCCGUUUAAGCGAGGGCGGUGGUGGUGUUCAGACUUUAGUGAUGAACCUUCAGUUGAUCGGGACAAGGAGAGGGCAAACUCCGAUGUUAAAAGGGAGGAUGAUAUUUCUGUUCCGGUGUCUGAGAACUCGAGUGCGGCAAGUUCUGUACACUAUGUGCCAGAUCAGCAGAAUGAACAUGAAGAAAUAAAGGACCCUGGUAUGUUUUCAUUGAAGACAGACGGCAGUCAGAUGUUGAUAGAUGAUGAUAGUGAUUAUGAACAUCAACAGCGACAGCCGUCAACAAUGGUGAAAGUAAUGCCUGAUUCUGGGCAACCUGGUGUGACGGACAUGUACCAGCAAAAAGCAAUCACCCAAAAUGCUGGUUUAAUGCAGAAUAAUAACCUUAACUCGGUGUCUCAUUCGGUAAAAGAGUUUACAAAUGCUCCUCCAUUGAUUCAGAAUGUUCCUAAGCCACAACAGUCGCAUGUGGCGCCUGGCAAUAACUUGAAAUCGGACCAGUUAAAUUCAGCUUCAAGUAAUGUCCCAAGUUCAAGUAGUUCUCAGCCACCCCAGUCUUCACAUGGAAUGCCUUCACAAACUUCGGGUGCAAUGUCAUCGGUACCUAAACCUGGUACGAAAGGAAAUAUUACGUCUGAUGUGUACACUGGGAAACGGUUGCAAGAUUCCACACAAGGGGCCCAAGGAAAGAAUAGCUCUCCAAUGGCGCAGGGAGCUCCCCCUGGUCAGUCGCCAGGUAAUGGUAACCACGCUAAUGGAAAUGGUACAACUUCGAAGCCAGAGUAUCAUCAGCAGAGUGGUCAGCGAGACACAUCUUCUAAUGUUUUACUUAGUCAGCAGACAAUGACAACAAGUACUGUCACCAAUAGUCAACAAACGAACAGUGCAAGCGUGAUAACUAGUGAUUAUAAUAUGACCAAUUCCCCAAAUAUGUUGCCGAGGAUUCAAGUGACGACGCAGUCGGGUUACGAAAGUGAAUCUGGAGCAAUGGGUGAAGACACUGCAGUUGCUAACGAAAACAUUGCCCCUAAAGAAACGGCAAAGGAUGAUCCCAUGGAUUCUUAUGAGUCGGCUGAAAAGACGCAGUUGCUGUUGGAGCAGAUGGUGUCUUCUGGGCAGGGGAUUACGGCGGCGCUCGGCAGUCCAAUCAAGGACGGAGAUGGCGAUGAAAGACACAGAAGAAGCCCAUUGCAUCUGAUGGAACAGGAUGGUGGAAGUGAUUUGAAUCUGGAAUUAGAUCUGGAAUUGGAUCCAGAGAGUGGGUCAAGUACGGUGGCCAUCGAUAACAAGAUUGAACAAGCUAUGGAUCUUGUGAAGAGCCACUUGAUGUUUGCAGUACGAGAGGAAGUGGAGGUCCUCCGAGAACAAAUCAAGGAGCUCCUGGAACAGAAAGCACAACUCGAAUACGAGAAUUCGGUCCUCAAAUCAGCGGCGUUACCAGAAACACUACAAAAACUUUCAAACGGUCCUCCCCCUCAACCUCCGACCACGUCAGCAUCCUAACACAUCACUCACGCCCUCUAUCUAAUGCAUUUCUUACCACUUUGGUGCCUAUCAAUCGGUUCGUUUGCAAUUUGUCACUCAACGUUGACACGCUCAAUUUUAUGGAGGUUUAGCACCACCUAGUGUAGUUCGUCAUAACUGAUGUCUGUAGAGAUUUCAUGAGUGAUGCUUACGCUGUUGAUCUGUUGCCAUGGUUUAGUCGCCAAGCCGAUAUUUCUGUGAUACGAGAAAAUGUACAAUAUGCCACCAAUGGGGAUCAGUUUAAAUGUCCCUGGCAAGGAUGGUCGCAAUUUUUGUAUUGAAUGAAUGUUGACUGUGUAAUUGCGAGGCGAUGUAACUUAAGUUUUCAUAGUAACAGGAAAUGUAGAAGGAAUGAGCCAUGCUGGUGUACAUCCAUUGAAACACUUUUAAGCAUGGUGGAUGCAACGUUUUAUUUCAAAACUGGGAGAAGUCGGAAAGAUUGUUGCCGGGAUGGCCGAAUGUGGAUUGAGCACACGUGGGAUACAGAAUCUCGGAUGUCUUUCUUUAGGGAGUAUAGGUGUUGCCACUGUUGAUCUAGUCGGUAAUGGACACAAUGUUUUCAGUUCAAGCUGCAUGCCAUUAGAGAGAUGCAUAAGUCACCUUAGGAAAUUGUCAACAUUUGUUUGACUUGAAGAACCAUGAGUUUGCUAUGCCGGAGUUUGCCCUUGCAUUUAUCAUCUAUCCUAAAACACCAUGGUUUCAAUGUCUCAUUCUCAUCAUGGAAUAUAUACCGGUAUUAACCUCACUCUGACCACAGGCGUUUUGGUGAGACAAGCAUAACUUCUUAGGUUGGAAAAGAAUGUGUCGAAAGGACUCUCGGCAGAUGACGCCUAAAAUGUACCAAGUUAGAAAUUGAUUCCUCGUUAUUGGUAUUGGUUGUGUCCCCAAAGACCGCUCGGGUGGAGGUUUCAUUUCACCCCAAACCUCGGCUACUGCCUUUGUUUUGGCCUACAUUUUAACAUCCUUCGCAGUGUUUGGCGAGACAAUCAACUCCUACAAUGGGGUAUCAAUUCGUUUAAUUAUUCCAGCGUGUCUGAAGUCAUCUAUUGUUCAGCUGCUUGACAUGUUAUGCAAUUUGUAACUUCAGUGUAAGACUACAAUUCCAGUUGGCUGUUAUCGCCAAAAAUCUUUGUUUCAAAGUUUUAAGAUCCUGUAGUAUGAAUACAAUAAUCACCUUGAUCACCUGUGGUCCAUGGUUGAGGCCAGUUAUCAUAAUGCUUAUCUUAAUAUAAAAAAAUGCCCUUGUAAAUCUUUGCUAGAGUAAUAUAAUACUAAUAAAAUACUUAUGCAUUAUUAUGCAGUAACUUUGCUGUAUUUUGAAGGAUUUAUUGUGUUUGAUGAAUGAAUUGAUGAAGUGCUUUGAUGAAAUUUUCAGAAAACUUACGAUGAAGUUGUCUUAACUCUACUCUUGAUGAAUUCACUACUAGAUUAUGCUUUAGAAUGCAUAGAUUUACUGCCACUGCCUAUGUCGGACAAUCACCUAGACUGAUGCAGACUAGUCGCGUCAUAACUGUCUCAUUCCAUGUUUGACAAACAGUUCAUGUUGUUUCUUGUAACGGGCCACAUUAGAACGAACAAGUCUUUCGUAAACCACAGGCUGCAAAGUGUUUCAGCCGGAGUUUUAGCUGCACGCUGCCUCUCCUCAAUUUUCUCUUCUUGUCCUGUCGUUUUUCAUCAGUGGUCAAUGCAUUUCCAUUUGAAGCAGGGUGCUGCGCCUGCCCUUUCAGAUUUCUUUCCGAAACACUACUGCAUAUGAGGCAUAUUUCAAACAACUUCUAAUCACUGGGACCUUUGGCAAAAUAUAGAACAAUUCUAAAAGAAAUCACUGGUUGUACAGAUUUAUUGAAAAAGUCGAAAAUACUGUAGUGUUUAUAAAAAUGACCAAUCACAAUACCUGUAUAGCUUAAAUGUUCCUAAAUAUAAUAAUAUUAUCAAGCCCGAUAGUUAACAUUUUUAUAGAUGAAAUGGUGUAUUCAAUUGUAUAUAGAUAUUAAAAUAACAAGUAAAUUGAAUAUUUUUAUCAGAGAUUGAUUGUGUUGAACACCCAAAUGGUGGUGAAAGGUGUGUUGGCUGAGAUUUUGGUGUAGAGGACAUCUGGCCUAGCUUUGUGGUGUUCAUCCCCAGCAGUGCUAAAGGGUAAAGUGCUAAAUGAGAAUGUGAAAGGGUCAUCUCUGAAUCAUCCCUCUGUACUGGUCAGAGCCAUGAUGGUUCUCUGUCUUGGCCUCCAUGCUUCCUUAGUGUUAGGAUCCGAUGCCAUUACAGUGGGAAAUCAUCGCUGCUGGACUAGUAACUUACACCGGAAUGAAUCGAUCACCUUUGGAAGCCGAGGUCAUGGAAACUAAACUUACAUGGUAGGUUUGUAGUAAGCAAGGUAUCAACUGUGUCUAAGUGUUUCGUUACUCAUCGCCCGUAGUUUGCCAAGUUGGUGGGACAUUCCAGGUGCUGUUCAGUCAUGGUUCACUUGAUUGAAAAGCUGGUUCAUAACAAAAGCUCUUCGAGGUGUGUCAUUAUCUGUGUCAAGUAAGCCACAGCUGAACAGCAUGGGCAUGCUGUCAAAUUGUUCAGUUGAAUGUUGGUGCUGAUGUAGCAUCUUGGUUAUCACUGAUAGAUUAAGCAUUUCUAGAAGGCUCUUCAUCUGUAACGUGAUGAUUUUGUAAUGAUCUUUUCCAAAGUCAAACUACUGUUCUGCUUUCUAUCCGUCUUCAGUCCAGCAUGUACGCUAGGUUGACUAGCACCUGAACUAUACCGGCUUACAGGGAAAUCGUCCAUAUUUUAUAUGAACGAAUGAUAUUGGAAGUAUCGUCAUGGUGUGUGGUUGUCAAAUGCAUUUAUGAAUCUUUACUGUGUCUCAAGUUAGAAAAAGGGCGCCUUGAUACCCUGGGAGGGGGGGGGGUCAAACUCUGUCACUGAACGUACUAAAAAACCAUACUUGGGAGAAUUUGAAGCACACACGAACAAGCUACACACUCGAUUUUGACGUCAUCCAUGGUAUGACAGGUGGCACCUCUGGUGGUGACUUGAGACAUGGUAUACUUAAUGAUAAGAGUCUGACUGGUAUGUAUGAUGCAAGUACUAGUAGCUGGAGGAACUUCAUUUCUGAACAAUGUAAAUAGACAUAAAAUACUGUGGUUAGCUGAUAAGUGUUCUAAUUUUGAUGGCUUCUCUCCUCGUUGUAUUCCAGAAAUUACUCAUUUUGGCACCGAUUGAUAAAAUAUUGAUUUUUACUAAUUGUUCAAGAAACACUUUUACCCAUUGCCCCAGCUUGCUUUGUUGUUGUGUAGUACUUCAUGAUGUUCCCAGGUGGCACCACAACACAGAUUUAAAUUCAAUUCAUCUGUCAUGCUUCUCAUAACUAGACUUGUGUUCAUAUAGGCAUUGGGUUCCUGAACAGUGAAACAGAGAGGACUUGUUCUAUUUUGUUUGUAAUCAGUAUACCGUGAAGCUUUUUCUGGUGACAUUUGAUAGAUUCCUGACUCGCUCUUUUGACGUAAAAUUUUCUCCUGCAGAGCCAACUUCAACCCCAUUGGAGGGGAUUUAACUCUCAUCCCUAAGAGGUUACUGGUUCUGUUAUAAGUGUACACUGGCUCCCCUGGUGAUGAAGAAUUCCUUGUCUUUUGCUAAAGCUGCUGGUAUUUUGCUGGACAUUGCGUCUUGAAUGUACAUGUAUAGACAAUUUUGUAAAUAAAAAAUAUUAGA
Molecule: messenger RNA, 5975 nt
Organism: Lineus longissimus
Lineage: Eukaryota; Metazoa; Nemertea; Pilidiophora; Heteronemertea; Lineidae
Product: TSC22 domain family protein 1-like
Exons: 5
Coding region: 282-2258 (658 amino acids)
Biological process (GO): regulation of transcription by RNA polymerase II; positive regulation of cell population proliferation; negative regulation of apoptotic process
Cellular component (GO): nucleus; cytosol
Source: RefSeq, a predicted model, not a curated record